Tripterygium wilfordii is the source of this 1358-nucleotide messenger RNA. RefSeq names its product diacylglycerol O-acyltransferase 3. The record is from RefSeq and is a predicted model, not a curated record. The transcript is spliced from 2 exons. Lineage: Eukaryota; Viridiplantae; Streptophyta; Magnoliopsida; Celastrales; Celastraceae. The coding region runs from base 59 to 1075 and encodes 338 amino acids.
AAGUACCGCGUUUUCUCUGGAUGAAAAGUCCCCCUCGGUGGCAAGGAAGCUAGACCUAAUGGAUGUUUCGGGCUUAGUUUUCCGUCAGUUUCCAUGCAUGGGUGCUUGUUAUCGGAUCAUCGGCGAUAGAGACUUUAGAGUUUGUUCGAGACUCAGAAUUGUAGAUUCCGUGUCCGGGGGGUUCAGAGACGAUGGGCAUAUACAGUAUUAUAAAAGCGGAUGGCCCAGGUCCCGGUGCGAAGCCAAGAAGCGGGAGACGGAUUCAACCAAGAAGAAGUUAAAAAUGCUUAAAGGGUUAACCAGGGACUUGUCCACCUUUUCUGGCAUGGAUCGUCCUCACACUCACGGACUGGUGUCUCAACUUCAAGGCAAGGCGAUAUCGGUAACCGAAGCAGCAGAGAUACUGCUGAAACAGCUUCAACUUCUUAAAGCAGAGGAGAAGGAAUUGAAGAGGAAGAGAAAGCAAGAGAAGGCCAGGCUGAAAGCUCAACGGAUGGAAACCAAGCUCGAGUCUGAAUCAUCCUCGUCAUCCGAAUCUAGUGACAGUGAAUGCGGAGAAGUCAUAGACAUGAGCGGUAUGCAGAAUGAAGCAGCUGCAAGCCCUGGAACAUUUACUCAAGAGUCCACGGCUUCAACCCUUCCUGCCUUGUUGCCGCAAGAGCUGAACACAGCUGAGGAAAUAAUUUCGCAAGACUGCAAUGGAUGCGAUCGUGGAGAAGAAAGUUGCAUCGGACCAAGCAGGAGUAGCAACUAUUCAAGCAUCGUUGAUUGUCAAGUUAGAAAUGUCUCAAGGAUUGAGAUUUGCAUGGGUGGUAAGUGCAAGAAAUCAGGGGGUGCAGCCUUGUUGGAGGAAUUUGGGAGAGUGAUGGGUGUUGAAGGUGCUGCUGUUGGGUGCAAGUGUAUGGGGAAAUGCAGGGAUGGUCCAAAUGUCAGGAUAUUGAAUGAAGAUGAUUCUGUUAGGACUCCGCCUUACCCUCUCUGCAUAGGUGUUGGUUUGGAUGAUGUGGGGGUUAUUGUGGCGAAUUUCUUUGGACAAAAAAAGACACAAGUUUUGGGAUUGAACCCUUCAUCGUAGAAGUUGGAAUGGCUCUCUUGUUGAUAAUUGAUCCCGGCCCUGUUGGGUGGUUAUGGUAGUGUGAGUGGGCUUUCUUCCAUUUUUAUUUCUAUUCUAUUCAUCUUGGAAUGGUUCUCUUGUUGGAUACUUGAUGAUGCCUUUAGGUGUUCAUAGGACUAAAUUGGUUUGCCUAUCCUGUAAACUCUCUAAAAGCCUUUCCUUCUGCAUGUGCUGUGAGGUUACUUGCAGAUGUAUAAAACUUUUCAAUUUUCAAGUCUCGGUGAAUGUUUCAACUUCUGAGCAA